Pristis pectinata (smalltooth sawfish) is the source of this 5899-nucleotide messenger RNA. RefSeq names its product calpain 9 (gene capn9). Gene Ontology annotation, molecular function: calcium-dependent cysteine-type endopeptidase activity; calcium ion binding. Gene Ontology annotation, biological process: proteolysis. Gene Ontology annotation, cellular component: cytoplasm. Lineage: Eukaryota; Metazoa; Chordata; Chondrichthyes; Rhinopristiformes; Pristidae. The transcript is spliced from 20 exons. The coding region runs from base 95 to 2194 and encodes 699 amino acids. The record is from RefSeq and is a predicted model, not a curated record.
UGGGGACAGGCGGGGCUGAGGAGACCGGGCGUGGUCUUACACCGGCAGGUGAACUGAUACCUCAUUCAAGAUCCCUGAUUUCCAGAGCGUAGACAUGUCGUAUGUGUUCACCUCAGCGAGCGGGGGCUCCCAGAAGAAGGCGGCGGUGAAAGACCGCGGGACGUUGGGAGUCAAGGCCAGGAAAGCCAGCUACCAGGAGCUGAAGAACCAGUGCCUGAAGCAGGGCGUCCUGUUCGAGGACCAGGAGUUCCCCGCCGGCGAGUCAUCGCUCUUCUACAGCGAGAAGCCCGCAGUUGCCUUCGAGUGGAAGCGGCCCAGAGAGAUUUCAAGUGACCCAAAGUUCAUUGUCGGUGGAGCAUCGAGGACAGAUAUUUGCCAGGGAGAUCUGGGAGACUGCUGGUUCCUUGCUGCUGUUGCCUCACUGACUCUGAAUGAGAAGCUGCUGUACCAGGUCGUCCCUCCCGAUCAGACCUUCGGCCGAGACUAUGCUGGAAUCUUUCACUUUCGGUUUUGGCAAUAUAACGAGUGGGUGGAUGUUGUGGUUGAUGAUCGUUUGCCAACCUUCAGAAACCGCCUGGUGUUUUUACAUUCUGCCAGUAACAAUGAAUUCUGGAGCGCCUUAUUGGAAAAAGCCUAUGCCAAGCUCUAUGGAAGCUACGAGUCACUGAAAGGAGGCAGCACCUUGGAGGCCAUGGAAGACUUCACAGGUGGUAUGGGCGAGGUGUUUGAUUUGAAGGAGGCUCCCCCAAACCUGUUUACCCUCAUUAGAAAGGCGCUGAACCGGGGCUGCAUGCUGGGAUGCUCCAUUGACAUUACAAGUGCAGCUGAAACGGAAGCUCGGACCCAGACAGGACUCAUCAAAGGACAUGCGUAUUCCAUUACUGGUGUGGACCAGGUGAACUACAGAGGUCGUCCCGUGCAGAUGAUCCGUGUAAGGAAUCCCUGGGGCCAAGUGGAAUGGAAUGGACCCUGGAGCGAUGACUCUCCCGAAUGGAAGUCGGUGGAUGCAGCUGAUUAUCAAAGGCUUAACAUGAUCUCCAAAGAUGACGGCGAGUUUUGGAUGGAAUUUAAUGAUUUUAAGAAACAUUACUGCAAAGUGGAAGUGUGUAACCUUACACCGGACUCGCUAGGAGACGACACUUCUCACAAGUGGGAGGUGAUAACCUUUGAAGGGGUUUGGACCAUAGGUUGCACAGCUGGCGGAUGCAGGAACUUCCUAGACACUUUCUGGACCAACCCCCAGUAUAAGAUAAAGCUACUGGAAGAGGAUGAGGAGCAGGAGGAUGGCAAGAACGAAUGUACCAUGGUGGUGGCUCUCAUGCAAAAAAACAGGCGCAAAUUGCGGAAGGAAGGAGCGGUGCUGCUGACCAUUGGAUUCGCCAUUUACCAGGCUGAAAGUGGAGUUGAUCAUCUGCCAAAAGAGUUCUUCCGAUUUCAUGCUUCGCAAGCAAAGAGCAAGACCUACAUUAAUUUAAGGGAAAUCUGUGAAAGGUUUAAACUUCCACCAGGGGAAUAUGUCAUUGUUCCUACUACGUUUCAACCUAACGAGGAGGCUGAUUUUCUCGUUCGCAUCUUUACGGAGAAGCAAGCUAAAUCCAUUGAACUGGGAGAUAAAGUUGGUGCAGAUCUACCAGAGCCACCUAAAGCAACGCAGAGACCCCAGGAGGAGAGUGAAGAAGAAAAGCAGUUCCGUGCCGUGUUCGAGCAAAUCUCAGGGAAGGAUCUGGAAAUCAAUGCUUAUGAACUGCAGGAUAUUUUAGACCAUACGUUUUCAAAACAAAAAGAACUGGGAAUUGAGAGCGUUGAUAUCGAGACGUGUCGCAGUAUUGUGUCCCUCUACAAUAAAGAGAAUACUGGAGGACUUGGGUUUGAAGAAUUUAAGAUCUUCUGGAAGAGGUUGGGCACAUGGAAGAAUGCUUUCCUGAGGUGCGACCAUGAUAAAUCAGGGACUAUAUCAGCUCACGAGCUUCGAUCUGCUAUCAAGAAUGCUGGGUUUCACCUCAACAACCAGUUAUUGCAACUAUUGGUCCUCCGAUAUGCAGACACUUACCUACAAGUCAAUUUUGAUAACUACAUACGUUGCAUGGUUCGGUUGGAGACUGCAUUCAGAUUGUUUAAGUCUCAUGAUACCCGGCAGACUGGUGAAGUGACUUUGAACUUGAUGCAGUGGCUCUUACUGACUAUGAACAUAUGAAGAUUGAACAGAAGAUUGUUGUGCGUCAGUGCAUCCUACUAACAAAUGAUCUUAAUUUUCACAUUAGGCUGGGUACUAUAUGCAACUGAAUGAGGCAUUCUUUGCAUUUGAUGACUUUUUAAAUCAUACUUUUAUAUAUCUGAGCAUUCUUGCUGGAACUGUUUUGGCAAAUAUACCUACUACUGAGAAUACUGCUCUAGGGAUAUCGUCUGCUUUGCUGCUGCAUCAUAUUCCUCUAUUGUGAGGCCAAAGUCAUUUCUUGGUACCUUCUAUCAUCAAAUCCCAUUGCACUUUUACAUCCAUUCUCCCAGUAGAGCUCAUCUACCUAGUACAUUAAUCCUCCUUUUUCGAUUUCUCUGGUAGUUUUAAGUCUCUCAACAAGACCCCUCUCUCUAGACUUUAAGUAUGUGAACUCUCCCAUUAUACAAUCCCUUUCAUGACAUUAACUCUCUCAGUGAAGCUCAUUUUUGAGAGCUUAAGGCAUAGACUUCCAGGGUUAGUAAUUGUAACAGAAACUUUCUAAAUAGGUGGAUGAUGUGGUUAAAAGGUUGUAGGCAUUUGUCAGUCAAUUUGUGAUUAAAACUAUUUGCUUGUGUGGAGGUAGACUAUGUGGGUCAGAUAGGCUGUUUCUCUGUUGUAUUCUUCUGCACCCAAUCACUUUUGAAUGAAACCCCCUUAUUCACACUUGACAAAAGAUGCAUCCUUCCUAAAUGACAUCUGCAGUUUGUUCCCACAUCCCAAAGACAGGGGUUGGUAGGGUACUUGGCUGCUGUAAAUUUCCCUUAGUGUGUACGAGUGAGUGAUAAGAUCUGGGGGAGAUUGUUGAGAAUAAAAAGUAGGAUUAAUGUUGUGUGUCCUGACUCAUGGACACCUGUACAUAUGAACAAGCUCCCAUAAUAUUAUUAAAUUCAAAAGUCUGAUGUAUGAUGACCUGAUAGAGGUGUAUACGAUGAUAAGAGGCAGUGAUCAGAGGCUUUUUCCCAGGGCUGAAAUGGAGCUGGGGAGUAGGUACGGAGAUGUCAGGGGUAAGUUUUUUACUCAGAGUGGUGAGUGCGUGGAAUGGGCUGCCGGCGACGGUGGUGGAGGCAGAUACGAUAGGGUCUUUUAAGAGACUGUUGGUUGGAUAGGUACGUGGAGCUUAGAAAAAUAGAGGGCUAUGGGUAAGCCUAGUAAUUACUAAGGUAAGGACAUGUUCGGCACAACUUUGUGGGCCGAAGGGCCUGUAUUGUGCUGUAGGUUUUCUAUGUUCUAUGACAUCACAGCUCUACAACUCCUUUUAGGGAGUUGGGCUGUUCCCAAGAUUUCCUGAGGGCCUUUUCUCAAAUGGCCAUCAAGCUAUGGGCAUCAAUUAUUCCAAACAUUUCUCUUUCAUUUUAUCACUAAUUGUUUUCUCAAUGAAAAACAUGACCACCUCUAAGGCUUGAAGGAGGGAACCAAUUCAUCCCAUCACAAGAAAUGGUUGAGGUGAACAGCAUUUGAGAAGCUAGAAGGAUAGAGUAGAAAGUCUUCUUGAAACUUAAGUAACAAUAUUGGGCCAAUUAGCCACUUUCUGUGCUAUAAAUUCCAUGAUUCAAUAUAGGUUUUUAAGUAUUUUUAAUUGAUUUUUUUUGUGAAAAGUUGGGUUUGGCAUAUUAGCUGGUUAUCUAAAAUGAGAACCACACAGUUUAAUUGUUAGGAAAGUUGCACAUUAGUUACCAGAUCCAAAUCAAAUAUGUUCAAGGUAUGACAUACAUGGUGCUAAUGCAGUACUGUUAUAAAGCAUAUAUGGACAUAUUUGGUUUCUGUUCAAUUGAGCUGAGAUUUCCAUGUCCUCCAACAUUUCCUUUGUGCAUCACUUGAGUGAGCAACUGCCAGUUUAUAACUCAAAAAAAGAGGUGCUGAACAAUUAUAUAUAUUUAAAGAAAACUAACAACUAGUCUUUCUUGUGCCCCCCCCUUGUGGGGGGGGGGGAGAAAAGAGGAGGAAAUAAGUCUGAACCCCAACAUGCUACCAAAGUGUUAAAUGUAAAAACUGCAUCCUACUAGACACUGCCAUAAACACCAAGAUCAACAGAGUGAAAAUGCUCAGCGUCAGAAAUAAUGGGAAGACCUGAACUAUAGUGCAACAUUCAAAUACAUCUUAGCUCACUGUAUUAGCCUGCAUGCUGGUGCUGCCCUGAUCACCUCAAGCAGUCUAUUGAGAGGGACGUUCUUCAAGUGCCUGACAGGACAGAUGGUCAGGUAGUUUUGAGAGUUUGUGCAUUUCCAUCAUGCAAGUUGGGCUUCUGACAUGCAAAUUUGAAGUUCCCACUGCCAUUCCAACUUCUGCUUCUCCACUUUGAUUUACUGUUGUCCUUUCCUAGCCUGUUGCAAUGUUUCCCUGUCCCUACUAUGUACAGUCAUGUACUAGGGCCAGACUUUGCCAGUCCCCUUUUGUGCUGUGCACAGUAAUGGUUGCCUCAAAGAACAAUAAGUAAAAGAUAACCAAAUACAUCAGAAAUUGAGACAAUUUGAGUCUAUCUGAAGCCUUCUGAUUUCCUAAUGCACAGUAUUUGCUUAUUUCUUUUUCUAUGUUAUUAAAUUGCAAGUGGCAUCAACAAAAUUCACUUAGGGAAAAAGGGCCCCUGUGUCUGUAAUUCACCUGGAGAUGUGAAGCAGUUUUAAUGUCAAGUUUUAAUCUUUGGAUUCUGAUCUACAUUUUGUAUUGAUAAAAGGGGAGAUGAUGGAAAUAAAAUCACUGUCUGGUGUGGUAUAAUCUGACUCUUUCUUGUUACUAUUGUGCAUUUUUUCCCCACAAAUACCAACUAGCCAUCAUGAGAUUUAAGGAAAAUACUACUACACCCUUACUAGAUGAUCUCAACCAACACUGCAAACCUGCAUCUCCACAGACCACCUUUAUCCUCAGAGUGACAUUGUUUUACCUUUUACCAGCCAAACCAUAAUAUUAAUGUUACUUUUUAGCAAUAACUCAUGUGUUUGUAUUCAUGGGAAGGUAAGUAGGGCUCCUGUAUCUAUGACAGUUUAAAAUGACCAGUUAAUGCAAAGUUUACCAGCCGAUCUAGCCCCCUACUCUGCUCCCUGUACACUCAUGACUGUGUGGCCAGAUUCUGCUCUAACUCCAUCUACAAGUUUGUAGAUGAUACCACCAUGGUGGGCCACAUCCCAAAUAAUGAGUUGGAACACAGGACACCAGAGAAAGCAUCCCAUCUGGAUGCAUCAAGGCUUGGUAUGGCAACUGUUCUGCCUGUGACUGCAAGAAACUACAGAGAGUUGUAGACACAGCUCAGCACAUCCACGAAAACCAGCCACCCCUCCAUGAACUCUGUCUACACUUCUCGCUGCCUCGGUAAAGACCCCACCCACCCCGGACAUUCUCUCUUCUCCCUCCUCCACUCAGGCAGAAGAUACAAAAGCCUGAAAGCACGUACCACCAGGCUCAAGGACAGUUUCUAGCCCACUGUUAUAAGACUAUUGAACGGUUCCUUAGUACAUUAAGAUGGACUCUUGACCUCACAAUCUAACUGCUUAUAACCUUGCAUCUUAUUGUCUACCUGCACUGCACUCUCUCUGUAACUGUAACACUUUAUUCUGCAUAUUGUUAUUGUUUUCCCUUGUACUACCUCAAUGUACUGUUGUAAUGAAUUGAUCUGUAUGACCAGUAUGCAAGACAAGCUUUUCAUUGUACCUCGGUACAAGUGACAAUAAUAAACCAAUUUACCAACCACAA